Molecule: messenger RNA, 2996 nt
Organism: Myotis daubentonii (Daubenton's bat)
Lineage: Eukaryota; Metazoa; Chordata; Mammalia; Chiroptera; Vespertilionidae
Gene: SLC19A3
Product: solute carrier family 19 member 3
Exons: 6
Coding region: 231-1673 (480 amino acids)
Biological process (GO): transmembrane transport; vitamin transport
Cellular component (GO): plasma membrane
Molecular function (GO): thiamine transmembrane transporter activity
Source: RefSeq, a predicted model, not a curated record
ACCCCGGCCUCCAGCGCGUGGCUUCCCGCGCGGGGAUGGCUGAAGGUCGUGGUCCCCCGGGGCUGGUUAUCCAAGGAUGUGAGCGAUUUGACGAGCAGAAACGCCCUUCCGCAGCUACAGAUGGAGAAACUGCCAUAAAACAUUUGGAGAUAAUCGGUUUUUCAUUAUUCCCAAGAAGCCAAAAAGAGUAAACAUCAAUUAACAUUGGCUCUGUUUCCAUUUCAUCAGCCAUGGACUGUUUCCAAACUUCACCGAGCCAUUCCUGGAUUUAUCCCACUGUCAUCCUCUGCUUAUUUGGGUUUUUCUCCAUGAUGAGACCCUCAGAACCUUUCCUUAUCCCAUACUUAUCUGGACCAGACAAAAACCUGACCAGCACAGAGAUAACCAAUGAGGUCCUUCCCGUGUGGACAUACUCUUACCUGCUGCUGCUGCUCCCCGUGUUCAUCCUCACCGAUUACGUCCGCUACAAGCCGGUCAUCAUCCUCCAAGGGAUUAGCUUAAUCACUACCUACCUGCUGCUCCUGUUUGGCCAAGGAGUGACAGCCAUGCAGGUUGUGGAGUUCUUCUAUGGGAUAGUCACUGCCACCGAGGUCGCCUACUUUGCCUACAUAUACAGCGUGGUCAGCCCAGAGCAUUACCAGAAGGUGAGCGGCUACUGCAGGGGCGUCAUGCUGGUGGCCUACACGGCCGCCUCGGUGCUGGCCCAACUCUUGGUGUCGCUGGCCAAAAUGUCAUAUUUUUACCUCAACGUCAUAUGCUUGGUCUCUGUGUCUGUGGCUUUCCUUUUCUCACUUUUUCUCCCAAUGCCCAAGAAAAGCAUGUUUUUUCAUGCAAAGCCCAGCAAAGAAGCACAUAUGCCAUUAAGCACGAAUACAGUGUUAGGUGAACCACGUGAAGGGGCGACACCCGGCUGCGAUGAAGAGACACCCGCUUCAGAAACAGCCACCGCUCCAGGAAACCUGGGUGACGGCCAGCUCAGCAGCCCAAAGCCAGAAAAUGUCGCUUGGAGAGUUUUUGUGCAGUGGUUCCAAGAUUUGAAGGAGUGCUACUCCUCCAAGCGUCUUCUAUACUGGUCCCUAUGGUGGGCUCUCUCCACAGCAGGUUUCAACCAGGUCUUGAACUACGUUCAAAUCUUGUGGGACUAUAAGGCACCAUCCCAAAAUUCUUUCAUCUAUAAUGGGGCAGUAGAAGCUAUCGCAACCUUUGGAGGGGCCGUGGCUGCCUUUGCAGUGGGUUAUGUGAAAGUCAACUGGGACCUUCUGGGAGAGUUGGCCCUGGCCUUCUUCUCAGUGGUCAAUGCCAGCUCCCUACUCCUCAUGCACUACAUAGCUGACAUCUGGGCGUGCUAUGCUGGCUAUUUGAUGUUCAAAUCCAGCUAUAUGCUUCUUAUAACCAUAGCAGUAUUUCAGAUUGCAGUUAAUCUGAGCAUGGAGCGAUAUGCCCUGGUGUUUGGAAUCAACACCUUCCUGGCCCUGGUGGUUCAGACCAUCGUCACCGUGAUCGUAGUAGACCAGAGAGGGCUUAACCUGCCCAUCAGCGUUCAGUUUUUAGUUUAUGGGAGUUACUUUGCUGUCAUUGCUGGAAUUUUCCUUAUUAGAAGCCUAUACAUUAUCUACUCAGCCAAAUGCCAAAAAGACGUGCAGAGCUCUGCUACAAGUCAGAGCCACAGAUGAGCCACACCCAGAGGGACCGAGAAACGCCAUCAAGGGAACAAAGCCCUAAUCUUAUGUCAACCACUACAGGCUCUUAGCGAGGACUGGGCUGGUCACCGUCCCCGGGUGCCAUAAAUUGACAGUCUUCACAAGUCUGGAUGCCAGUGGACCUUUUCAAAACCACAACAAAAUCUCAGCUUUAGACCAGAUAUCCAUAUGCCCAGCUGAACUGGAUGCAGUUGACAGGGCCCAUUCAUCUCAAUUAAACAACCCAUGUUGGGGCCCCCGUGAAUAGCAGUGAUGGAAAAAAUCUGGCUUUGAUCACUUGUAAAGACAUGCAAAUGGCUUGUUUCUGUGCCAGUCGACCAGGACUGCUACAUGCUGAGCAGUGACUCACAGUGAGGUCCCCGGUGAGGUCAUGGAGUGGAUGUUCCCCAUUUGUGAGCAGAACAAAGUGAACUGCCGGUUUCUUGCUUAGAUAUUUAUCUUACCGAAACGGACUACACGUGGAACAGUUUCUGUCACAUGAGCCAUUUUCCCUCUUCUUCAACUAAGUGUAUUCUGUAUACCACAAUUCUCUGAGAGAAUUACAAGGUUUGGUCUCAUUUCUAAGGACUCCACUUUAAUUCUGAUAACUGAGCAUUAGGAGCAAGCUUCUAUUUGAUAAUAUCAUCAUUUAAUUUUUUCAUGUUAAUUUUUCACUUUGUACUCUCCUGAGCUUUGUUGUUGAAACUCUACCUCAAGACCAGCUUAACACUCCUGUGUGUCCACAGAAUGCUAUUCAUUGCCUAGUGGUGCAAAGAGAGCCGUGAGCUUUCUUCCUAUCAUGACCCCAGACAGAUGUGCUAAUGCUAUGUCCGUAUAAUGGCUGUUUAAAACAGAAAACUUAUGUAGAAUUCCCAGGGGUUUCUGUAAAUAUUCAUAAAUAAGAAAACACUGAAGGGAAACACCUAAUUUUUAAACGGCAGAGACUGUACUAAAUAAAAUAAUGUGGCCUGGCCGGCAUGACUCAGUGGUUGAGUGUCGACCUAUGAACUAGAAGGUCACAGUUCGAUUCCCUGUUGGGGCACAUGCCCGGGUUGCGGGUUUGAUUCCUCAGUGUGAGGCGUGCAGAAGGCAGCCAAACCAUGUUUCUCUCUCAUCAUUGAUGUUACUGUCUCCCUCUCCAUUCCUCUCUGAAAUCAAUAAAACAUAAAAUAAAAAUAAUGUGGGCAGAAAUUGUAAAGAGUCUUUCUAAUUUCCUAAUGAGUGCUGAAAAUUGUCUGAGCUUGUCUUUCCUGUGAAAUUUCAAUAGAGGACAGAUUGAGCAGGAGAAGAAGAAAUAAAAAGGUUAAACAAAAAUGC